AUGGGCAAUGAUUUUGAUCCUAUACAAGCUUGCAGGGAACUUCUUGACAAUGUCAAGUGCCUUGGAAAGUCUAGCCCAUAUAAACCUUUUGGUAUUUAUAUGAUCUAUUCAACCCAGGGAGCAGCUUGUAUUGAGGACAGUCAAGCUGCCUUGGAGAUGCUAAUUUUAACUUUGCAAAGCACUGAAGAAAAUGGUAUUGCCGAUGCAUUGAUUUCAGAGCACAAAAGUUAUGGUGAUAAGUUGAAAAAUGUUUUUGAAAGUGGAUACUCAACAAGAGCUUCAAACAUCUUCCCAGAAUCCUCUGUUGAGACGGGAAUAGCACUGCAAUUAGAAGCCAUGGGUUUUCAGACUCUGACUAAAUCUGCAUUUGAUGCCUUGAAAAAAGCCGCAAAUUUGAAAAACAAGCAUGACAUGGACAUUAAGGUCCUAAAUUCAAAGUUGAGCGAGAACCAAAGUAGACUGGCAGAGCUGGAAUGGUACAUUAAAAUGGUAUCUAAGGGAAACAGCUGUAGCUCCUACGAUGUUUUCAAGGACCUGGGCGAAAAGAAAGAUUUUCAUAUUAAUCGGCAUAGAAUGAAUCUAGAAGAUUUUUGGGAUAAAAUUAUUGAUAUGGUGAAGAAUCAGCAAUUGCCCAGUGACUUCCGAUACCAAAACAAAUGGAUCAAUGCUAGAACUACAUACAGAAGACUUGUAGAGCCCCUGGACAUUGCAAACUUCUAUCAUCUGCACAGCGAUAGGGGAAGUUGUCUCUCAAUUAAGAACAGGCUGCUCCGUCAUAGGGUUCUGGAAAAAUGGCUGGAUGACAAAAACCAAACUCGCAUUGAAAGAGGUAGAGGGAGGAAAAAGAAUCGCACAAAAUUUGCAUCCUUAACUGAGGACUCUCGUUUUUGGGCUCGUGUAGAAGAAGCUGAUAAAGACUUGACAAAUCUCCAGCCAAAGAAAGAGCAAACUAUCAUUGCCCAUCUCAAGAAAAGCCUCAAAGAUUUUGAAGCUUAUGUGUCGAAGAUGAUCAAGGAGAAAAGUAUUUCCAUGGAGGUUUUCUUUGAAGAGAGCGGCUUCAUGAUAUGGUGGAAGAAAUACAGAGAGUUUCAGCAGCAACACUCAGAAGAGUGGAAUCAAGCUCCCCUUUCCUCAAAUCCAUGGAAAAGGAGAAAUUGGGAGUUCAGAAGACAGGUUUUUGAUUCAGUUUUAUAG
This is a messenger RNA of Cryptomeria japonica (Japanese cedar), 1194 nucleotides long. Its product is annotated as lipase-like PAD4. Bases 1 to 1194 code for a protein of 397 amino acids. The transcript has a single exon. Lineage: Eukaryota; Viridiplantae; Streptophyta; Pinopsida; Cupressales; Cupressaceae. The record is from RefSeq and is a predicted model, not a curated record.